AUGUGUCUCAGACUAUCGACUGAAGCAUCAAGGGAACAGAUAUCUGAUCGAAGAUCUGAGUCUUCUUCUUCUUCUUCUUCUUCUGAGAGAGAUAUGAGUGAGUCGAUCAAGGAAGAACGAAGAUCUGAGUCUUUGAGUGAGAGAGGGAGAGAGAUGAGUCACUCCUCGUCGUCAAGAAGAGCAGAGACAUUGAGGAGUGAGGAUCGAUCAAUUUUGGGGAAAAAUGCCCUAAAGUCUGUCUUUUAUAGAACUUAUAUUGACCCGUCCGGUUCAUCAGGUUUUUCCGGUUCAAUUGCUCGAACGGAGAGUCCUAUUUUGCAUAGGAGAUCUGGAGAAAGAGAGUGA
Molecule: messenger RNA, 345 nt
Organism: Ilex paraguariensis (yerba mate)
Lineage: Eukaryota; Viridiplantae; Streptophyta; Magnoliopsida; Aquifoliales; Aquifoliaceae
Source: the annotation of a GenBank genome assembly